AUGCGCCCUCGCUCGUCGCUCGAGCGGCGCGAGCGGCUGUUCCCCAAAUGGCCUCGCACCGCCUGCCUACUCCCGCUCGCAGGCGCGGCUCUCCUCUCUCCGACUCGCUCUCUCUUCCCAUUCAGCAUGCACAUGCUGAACUCGAUCAACAUGCUCGACAAGCUCAAACUCGAGCUCGUGCCGGCCGCUGGUGACAAGCUCGUGCUCAAGCUCUCUCCUCCGCCGCCGCCGCUUGCUGACAAGCAGGCGUCGCUGGCGGGCAACACGACCGUUAACGCUGCCGGAGGCGAGGCCGCCGGCAUCCCGUCCGAGGGCAAGCCCGCUUCGCUCGAGGACGUCAUCGGCAACGGCAAUGACGUCCCGUCCGAGUCGGCGCCGACGGCUCCUGUCGGCAUCACAUCGCUGUCGCCUUCGCUCCUCGGAGCCGAGGCGUGCGGCAUCAAGUCCGCCGCCGCCGAGGAGUCCGCCGCCAAGUCCGCCGCCGCCGAGGUGUCCGCCGCCGCGGAGGCAGUCGCCGAGGAGGCGCCCGUCGCCGAGGAGGUCGUCGCCGAGGAGGUUGCCAAGGACGUCGAGAAGCCGGCCAAGACCGUUUCCAACACGCCCGACCCAACGAACGACCCGGCGCUCAAGCCGGUCAUCAAGAUCGACACGGCUCUCAAGCAGGCGGCGGUUUGCGGCGAGACGCUGCCGUCGGUCAAGGAGCCUCCGGAGGAGGAGCCCGCCCCGGCGGGCAUCGACGAGUGGGCUCUCAAGCCGGCGGUGGCCGGCGGCGAGACGCUGCCGUCGAUCAAGGAGUUUCCGGAGCCCGCCCCAGCGGGCGACGACGGCUGGAACGUCUCGGCCAAGGAGUUUCCAAAGGAGAAGCCCGCCCCGGCGGCGAGCGCCGCAUUCUGUGCCGGGCCCGACUGGAUCGCCUCGAACUCGCGCAAGAAGACGGAGCGCAAGGGCGAGGUCACGCCCACGAAAGUCUCCAACAAGUACGGUCUGCUCGACGACGUCGAGACGAACGUCAUGGCGGAGAUCGACGAGGACGAGGACGAGAAGAAGGCAAAGGAGAAGGGCGCGGAGUCGGGCAAGGAGUCCACGGGCGCGCGGGUCGAUAAGACCACGACGGUCGAGAAGACCACGACCGGCUCCGUCUCCGGCUUCGGCUGGUUCUCCUGGCCCAAGUUCUGCUGGCGCGACAUGCUCUGCACCGUCUUCGUCUGCCUGAUCGCGGUGGGCGCGAGCGGAGGGGCUUUUGCCUACUUCUCGCACGGCUCUGACAGCCUUCUCCCUUCGAUCGCUGUGCCCGAUGCGACGGCGCUCCCGACCGAGCGAGUCCGCGCCGAGACAGCCAGCGCAGUGCUGCGGCCCCAGUACCAGCCGUCGCCAGUGGAGCGCGAGUGGGCGAGGCUGGUGGCGGAGGUCGAUCCGAGGGAGUGCCAGCACGCCUGGUCGAACGGCUCGCGGCUCAUGGCACGGCUCGAGCGCGACGUGGCGUCCAGCGCCGUGUUUGAGCAGAGUUCUUCCUUCACCGUGGGCCCCGAAUCCCAAGCCCUCGUCUGGCCUAUCGAACCUCUGGUGUCCUUCUUGCGUUGGCCCGCAGCGCUGUCGCCAGGCCAUACCACGCGCGCGGCCAUCAUGAACAAGAGCUACUACCAGCUCGCGCCGGUCCGGGCAGGGUCGCGCCGCUUCUUGUUCUUCGACAUAGGGGCAUCGCUGUACUCCAGCGCUCGGGCGGGCGGUGAUGGCGGCUCGUCACUGCGCUGGUUCAGGAACCGCUACCAGAACCUGACAGGCUCCCCACAACCUUUCGACCACAUCUACGCCUGGGAAGGCCAGGAGUACAACGCCACCGUCCUGUGGGACUCGUUCCCCGCUCAAGUGGUCCCGUUUGUCUCGUACUACAACGUUCGAGCCGACGCGCGGCCCAACGCCAAGCACAACCCGCUCCGAGUGCUGACGCAGGUGGCGCGCCUGGACGACCACGUGGUCAUGAAGCUGGACGUCGACCACCAGGCGACGCAGGUUGCGCUCAUCCAGCAGGUCCUUGGCAACCGCAGGAUCUCGGCUCUGAUCGACGAGCUCUUCUGGGAGCACGAGGUGGCCGGAUCCGCGAUGGGCUGCCCACGGCUCUGGAAGGGGCGAUCGGGUCAUGGAUGGUCGACAAUGAGGUUUGACACCUCACAGGGCCGUGGCGGGACGCUCGCCGAGUCUUAUGAGCUCUUUGGGCGGCUGCGCUCACUUGGCAUCGCCGCACACUCUUGGGUCUGA
Messenger RNA from Emiliania huxleyi CCMP1516, 2256 nucleotides. RefSeq lists its product as hypothetical. The transcript has 10 exons. The coding region runs from base 1 to 2256 and encodes 751 amino acids. Lineage: Eukaryota; Haptophyta; Isochrysidales; Noelaerhabdaceae. The record is from RefSeq and is a predicted model, not a curated record.